Uloborus diversus is the source of this 2595-nucleotide messenger RNA. RefSeq names its product glycerol-3-phosphate acyltransferase 1, mitochondrial-like. The transcript has 21 exons. The coding region runs from base 15 to 2546 and encodes 843 amino acids. The record is from RefSeq and is a predicted model, not a curated record. NCBI's taxonomy places the organism in Eukaryota, Metazoa, Arthropoda, Arachnida, Araneae, Uloboridae. Gene Ontology annotation, cellular component: mitochondrial membrane.
AUUUGUAGCUCAACAUGUCAGAUCUCAUUCAAAAUGUGCAAGGUGUUUAUAAAAAGUGGGAAGCGAGAUCAAAUCCAAACUUUUCAAGACCAAGACGUGGAACUACUGCUCGUUUUUCUUCUGCACGGAGCAACUAUAAUGCAAAUUCUGAAUAUUUCCCCAGUGAACAAAGAUACAGAAAGCCAAAAGAAAGAUAUAAACAGGCAAGGUUUCCUCGUUUUAGUCAGCCAAGGUAUGAUAAUCUUGCUCAGUUUAAGAUGGCUCCUUGUGUUGAUGCUGAGAAUAAACCCAGGCCUUUCGUGGGAACUCCAUGUUUAAAAUGUCUUCCUAUAAGUAAAGCUAAUAUUCAAGAUAGUAGCGUUUUUUGUCUGAGUGUUUGCAAUGUACUUCAUAUUCCAUUUUUCAAUAGUGCUUGUUUUUCAUUAGAUGUUUCUCAUGCAUUAAACAUUCUAAAAAGUUCAUCUCUUUAUCCUGAUGUAUCUGCAAAAGUUCUUACAAGUGAAAGUGUGGUUACAUCCAUUCAAGAUGAAUUGCAAAAGCUUGAACUGAAUGAAGAAAUAGAAAAUAGAUCUACUGCUAUCACAUUACAUAAUUUGGCAAAACAACUUUUAGACAAAAUGAAAUCAUCUGUAUCUACAGUAUGUUUAUGGUUCACUGCUUCAAUUCUUCACUCUGUAUUAAAUAAAAUUGUUGAUGGAAUUUUAGUUCAUAAAGGCCAUAUAGAGAUAUUGAAAACUUCUAGUCAAGACAAAAUACCUUUUGUCUAUCUUCCUCUCCACCGCAGUCAUUUGGAUUAUAUUUUAAUUUCAUACAUUCUGUUUAUGAAUUCUCUUCAAGUUCCACUUGUUGCUGCUGGCGAUAACCUAUUUGUGCCAUUUUUCGGACAUGUGUUGAAGUUACUAGGAGCAUUUUUUAUUCAUCGUCAGCGAAAUCAAAAACAAAGAUAUCAUUUGUAUCAAGCAAUACUCCAAAGUUAUAUUACAGAGUCCUUAAAAGCAAGUCAGAACUUAGAAUUCUUUAUUGAAGGCGGUCGUUCCAGGUCAGGAAAGUGCCAAUUGCCUAAAACUGGAUUGCUUUCAAUGGUAGUUAAAUCAGUUUUAGAUGGAUGUGUUGAUGAUGUUUAUAUAGUUCCAGUUUCUGUCAGUUAUGAGAAGAUCAUGGAAGGAAAUUUUAUCGCUGAACAGCUGGGACAUCCAAAGGAAAAAGAAAGUUUUUUAUCCAUUUUGUGCUCUAUUUGGAGAAUAAUGCACUUGAACUAUGGAAACGUCCGAGUAAAUUUCUGCCAACCCUUUUCUCUUAAUGAAUUUUUGAAGACCAAUUCUCAUCAGUAUUUACCAAAUGAUAAUAAUGGUGAUACUCCUCCCGAAUCAUCAUCAUCUUUCUCAUCUGAUACCAGUGAUUUCAAACCCAGUAAUACGUCAAAGGUCACUCAUUCAGUUGUGAAUAGUUUAGCUCGCCAUGUUAUGUAUGAUGCUAGUCUUUCUAUUGCUGUCAUGAGCACUCAUCUUGUGGCAUUCCUCUUUAUCUCCCAAUAUAGAAAGGGUGCUACCCAGCAGCAACUACAAAACAGUAUGAAUUGGCUGAGAGGAGAACUUCUAAAUAAGAAACGUGAUACUGGAUUCACAGGCGAAUCAGUCCCUGUUAUCAAGAGAGCAAUUGAUCUCUUGGGGAAAGAUUUGAUUUCAACAGAAACUGUUGAAGUGCAAUGGACCUCUAGUGAUCUAGAAAACAACAAUGUGAAAGUUACUGUAUAUACACCUGUUGUCAAACUCCCACAUGUGCUAGAGUUGCAGUAUUAUGCUAAUUCUGUUGUACCCAUCUUUUUGCUAGACAGCAUUGUUGUUAAUGCUGUGUAUGCACUGGUUGAUGUUGAAAUUUGUCAUUUUCGACACUGUGAUAGCAAACUUUAUGUAUGCAGGGAGAAGAUUAUAGAAAAGUCUAUUGAACUCAAUAGUAUACUUCAGUUUGAAUUUAUUCCUGUUCCUCCAUGUGCUGAUAUUGCGCUUUCCUUUAGUGAUGUUUUGGAUGAACUCAUUGAAAGAGAGUGUCUUCAGGUGGCAGGAGUUGAUAUGUUUACUGGCUCUCGAGUCAGGCAGCUAUCUAAGAAAGCUCAUGUUCUGUCAUUUGAAAGUAGCGAUGAAGAUGAAUCGAUUCAAUCAAAACAAGAGCACCAGUUAAAGAUAGAUCUGAAGGAGGACAGCAUUAAGCAUUUGGAAUUUCUUCGAAAUAUAUUGAGUCCAAUAAUUGAAUCCUAUUGGCUUUCUGCUUGUUCCUUGCUUAAACUUAUUGAUGAAGUUAAAGAAGAAAGAAUUUUCAUUCAAGAAAUGCAGCUUACUGCUCAAGAGAAACUAUCAAAAGGAUUAUUAGCUUAUGAGGAAAGUUUCUCUGCUGAUACUUUCAAAAAUGCCUUGAAGCUCUUUGAACAGUGGCAUGUUCUUGAAAGUUUUGUUCAAGAUGGUUUAAAAGUUAUAUAUCUUGAAGAGAGUUACAACUGUUGUGAAAGAAUCAAUGAUAUAAUUGCGAGAAUUGAAGACUUUCGAAAAUAACUUGUAUUUUAUAAACAUCUGUGAUGAGUGUACAUAAGUGUUAGCAUUU